Messenger RNA from Pseudogymnoascus verrucosus, 762 nucleotides. RefSeq lists its product as uncharacterized. Lineage: Eukaryota; Fungi; Ascomycota; Leotiomycetes; Thelebolales; Thelebolaceae. The record is from RefSeq and is a predicted model, not a curated record. The coding region runs from base 1 to 762 and encodes 253 amino acids. Gene Ontology annotation, molecular function: hydrolase activity. The transcript is spliced from 4 exons.
AUGAAGAUCUUUGCUCCAUUUCUCGUUGCUGCUCUCGCGACUCAGUCAUGGGCUGUUCCAACGCUGUACCUUGCAGGAGAUUCGACGAUGGCCAGUGGCGGCGGUGGUAGCGGCACCCAGGGAUUCGGAGAAUAUCUGAAGAAUAGCUUUUCCGGUAUCACCAUUGUGAACAAAGCCAUUGGUGGCCGAUCUGCAAGAUCAUACUGGAACGAGGGGAGAUUCCAAGCCAUUGCAGACCUUGUUAAGGCCGGCGACUACGUUCUCAUCGAAUUUGGACACAAUGAUGGUGGCUCCCUGAGCACAACCGACAAUGGUCGCACCGACUGCUUUGGAGGUGGUUCUGAGGUCUGCAUCUCCCCAACAACUGGGGAGAAAGUCUACACUUACGUGUUCUAUCUGCUACAAGCUGGUAAACUUAUGACCGCCAAGGGUGCCCACGUUGUCAUCGCCUCCCCAACGCCUAACAACCUUUGGGAGACUGGAACCUGGAGCUACACUGCUCCUCGAUUUACCGGUUACGGAAGGAGUGUGGUAACCAGCCUGGGAAGCCUGGCUGCCUUCGUCGACCACGGUCUGUACGUUGCAAACGAGUAUAAGGCACUUGGCGCAACCAAGGUUAACGCAUUUUACCCCGUUGACCACACGCACACCAGCCCAGCGGGUGCCGAGUCUGUUGCAGGGCAAUUCGUUAAGGGCUUGAAGUGUGGAGGAAGCGCCUUGAGUGCAUACGUUACUGCGAGCAUCUCCGGGUCCUGCUACUAA